AUGGCGUUAGAUCAAUACAUGGAGAACACCGUCUCCCAAAAUGAUUCCUUUGAAGAUAAUCCAUCUUUCAAAAUCUCAAAAACCACCACAGAUUCUGAUAGAAAUGCAUCUGCUGGCUUUGACUGCAACAUCUGCUUAGAGUGUGUGCAAGAUCCAGUAGUCACGUUUUGUGGUCACCUUUACUGCUGGCCUUGCAUUUACAAAUGGAUUCAUAUGCAAACUAGUAUAUCUUCUGGAAACCAGGAGAAGCAGAAGCCACAAUGUCCAGUAUGCAAAUCAGAACUCUCUCAAUCCUCACUAGUUCCAUUAUACGGCCGUGGCCAAUCCACCACAAAGUCUGAAGCUCGGAUGGAUGUACCUCAAAGACCUUUGGGUCCCAGAUCAUAUAAUACUACAACUGUUUCACAACCUACUUAUCAAAGUUAUUAUCAUCCUCGACAGUUCAACUCAAUUCCUACCAGUUACUACUCUUCACCCAUGUCAUUGGACAACUCAUUUGGAAUCUUCGGUGAAAUGAUAUACGCGAGGGUGUUCGGUAACCAGAUGGAAAACAUGUAUGCAUAUCGUAAUUCAUAUAGUUUUCAAGGAAACAAUAAUCCAAGGGUUAGAAGACAUUUAAUGCAAGUUGAUAAAUCACUAAGCAGAAUCUUUUUUUUCCUCCUUUGCUGCUUAGUUUUGUGUCUUCUCUUAUUUUGA
This is a messenger RNA of Vicia faba (fava bean), 696 nucleotides long. The record is from the annotation of a GenBank genome assembly. NCBI's taxonomy places the organism in Eukaryota, Viridiplantae, Streptophyta, Magnoliopsida, Fabales, Fabaceae.